This is a messenger RNA of Dichomitus squalens LYAD-421 SS1, 833 nucleotides long. RefSeq lists its product as uncharacterized. The coding region runs from base 78 to 545 and encodes 155 amino acids. The transcript has 6 exons. Gene Ontology annotation, cellular component: catalytic step 2 spliceosome. Gene Ontology annotation, biological process: protein peptidyl-prolyl isomerization; protein folding. Gene Ontology annotation, molecular function: peptidyl-prolyl cis-trans isomerase activity. Lineage: Eukaryota; Fungi; Basidiomycota; Agaricomycetes; Polyporales; Polyporaceae. The record is from RefSeq and is a predicted model, not a curated record.
UCCUCGCCCACCACCCUCCGACCCAGUGACCCCUGUGUAUUGCCACCGACUCCCUCGCGCUCUUGACUCGUGCUACAAUGGAAUCGGUUGUACUGGAAACAAGCAUGGGGGAUAUCCAGCUGGAAUUGUAUUGGGACCACGCACCUCGAACAUGUAAGAACUUCGCCGAGCUUGCGAAGCGCGGGUACUACAAUGGGGUCGUCUUUCAUCGGAUCGUCGCCGACUUCAUGAUACAGACAGGCGACCCAACCGGUACAGGCCGCGGGGGAACGAGUAUCUAUGGCCAAAAAUUCGAGGACGAGAUUCAUCCAGAGCUCCGCUUUACCGGGGCCGGCAUCUUGGCAAUGGCCAACUCAGGGCCUAACACCAAUGGAUCACAAUUCUUCAUAACGCUCGCGCCGACGCCAUACCUAGACAACAAGCACACUAUCUUUGGCCGCGUUAGUGCGGGAAUGCGCGUUGUGCAAAGACUUGGCGCAGUUGCAACAGAUGCGCAAGAUCGCCCCCGGGAGGAUGUGAAGAUAUAUAAAGCACGAACGAUUUGAGUCGCUUCUGGUGGUUGACGUCUCUCCGCCGCUACCCCGCAUGGAAGCCACAGCACGUCUGUAGGGUCUAUGGUGGGUUCCUGCUUCCCCGCCUUGCUGUUUCCGACGUUCGAAGGUUCUACGGCCUCUGUAAUCGCCCAUUUGUAUGGACAUGGGUCUCUGCAUCCGCAACUGGACAGGGCGCGAGCCUUCGGGGACAUGUAUGUUUUUACCGGUACCUGUGCAGGAUAUGUGCCGUAAGACGUCCUAUAUAUCUCAGGCGCAGCAACACACUCCCGCGCCUCCUCG